CCUAAGAUUCCCGCAGAUUCGAUAUCGAUAGUGCCAAUGUUACAAACGUGUCCACACUAACCUAAAUACUCGCUUAAAUAUUUUUGGUGGGAUAUUUGAGACGAUAAUGCUGGAUGGUUGCGCUCAUGAAAUUCACCAGAGACAUAUGCAGGCUGUUGGGACUCGGGAGCGGCCCCCCUGUCCAGCAGCAGGAGGAACAGAUGGACUGUGGUGCUGCAACCCCUGACCCAAGUGAUGAUGCCACUUUGUUACAGGAUCCAUUAAAUGGAGAGGAGGAUCUGAGUGAGGAAGAGAAGGUCAGACGGAGGGCAGAGCGACGCAGAGCAAAGAGGAAGCGCCGUAGGAAACGUAAGAAGCAGGAGCAGGUUAAGCAAAAUGAGAAUGCUGAACAGGACGAUGAAGACGAAGAUGGAGGUGCGGAGUCUGAAUUGGAUGAGAGUGAGUCAGAGGCAGAGGUUAAUGCUGAAGAGGAGAAACAAGUGCAGAAGGAGGAGAAAAAGGACGCAAAGUCAGCCGCCUAUCACAAGUAUGAUACCACUCCUCUCACGGCUCCCCCAGGAAUCAAAGGGCAUCAGAAGAUCCAUGCCAGAUCUGCUGAAGAGGAGCCAGAGUGGGAUGUGAGCAGUGCCUUCUUUGCUAAUGCUGCUAGCCAUAUCAAACCCAAAGGAUCAUGUCGCAAGUCCAAAGAAAACAAGGAGAAUGAGGACAGGAGAGAGGUGAAUGGAUACUGUGAAAUCAGUACAAAUGGAACUGACACCAUGACUAAGAAAAGCGCAUCACUGACAGAAAAAGGGAUAAAACUUGUGCAAGAGGGGCAAUACUCGCAAGCUGUCAGUAUGUUUACAGAAGCCAUCAAAUGUGAUCCAAAGGAUUACAGGUUCUUUGGGAAUCGUUCUUAUUGCUAUUACUGCUUGGAGCAGUACCCUCAGGCCCUGGCAGAUGCUGAACGCUCCAUUCAGCUGGCACCAGAAUGGCCCAAAGGACAUUUCCGCAAGGGCAGUGCUCUCAUGGGCAUGAAGCGGUACGGUGAGGCAGAGAAGGCUAUGGAGCAGGUGCUAAAACUGGACAAAGAAUGUGAAGAGGCCGUCACCGACCUGUUAAACUGCAAAGUGCUGCAGUUAAUGGAGUUUGGUUUUGAUGAAGGGCAAAGUGUCCUACUGCUGGAGAAAUUCUCAACUGUGCAGGCUGUUUUGGCAUCUUGUUCUGAUGCUGCCAGGGCUGGGAGCCAAGAUCAGUCAGUUGUGCUGCCAGGAAGCCCUUGCCCAUCUCUCUGGGUGGGAAAUGUGACAACUGAGCUAACUGAGAAUCACCUAUGGGACCUUUUUAAAAUGUAUGGUGAAAUAGAGAGUAUCCGUGUGCUGCAUGAGAGAUUCUGUGCCUUUGUCAAUUUCAAGGAUGCAAACAUGGCAGCUCGUGCAAUGGAGAAGCUAAAUGGUUAUUGCAUUGAGAACACACGUUUAGUGGUGCGCUAUCCUGACCGUCGCACUCAGAGGGUCCUACCUAUUCCACUUAAGAUGUGUCUCCCUGUCACACAGCAGGCAGGGGCAGCAGCUGGACCUCGAAGGCGUGGCCCAGUGAACGGAGACGAGUGUUACUUCUGGAGAACCACCGGCUGCCAUUUUGGAGACAAGUGUCGCUACAAACACAUUCCUGAUCAGAAAGGAAAGGACAGGAAACCCUGGCAGCCAUAAACUCAGUAUGCUUCAGUAGUGUGCAGGAAACUAGGAUGCACACAGCGGAAGGAACCGGUACUAAGUGGACCAGGUUCUCUGGGCUAAAAAAUACUUACCAUGGCAAAAUGGACCAGAACAUUCAAAGGAUCAGAGCCAGCACUCAGGCUCUAAGGCAGAGAUAGUUAAACAUGUGCCACAAAGGACUGGGAGUGUGAUUGUUUUCACUAUACUGGAUGAUAUUGAUCAUCAGUUCACCAUUUAGCAGGUGGGAGCAAAGAAAUCACCUGGUGUUUUUGUUUGGAGUGAAAACCUUCAUAUUAGCAGCAGCUCAUGGAAUAUGGUGACCUAUCCCCGCUUUAAGGAAUACAACGUAACCUACAGGCCUACAGACAGAAAGAGGAAGUGAAACUGCUUUUGUCCGACAUACUAAAAAAAAGUCAUGGCUCUUUUCUGUACGGCAGAAAUGCCAACAUACAGCAGUGUUUCUCCCUAUUUAUAAUGUACAGUCACUUGGCCAAUACUUAAAGUUGUAGUUUGUGCAUCAACCAUUUCUCAAGUCAGUUUUCAGUUUAUACUGAGACUCCUAGUCAUACUUUCUGUUCUGUGCCAUAAACAGCAGAUUGUCCAAUAGACCAAAGACUACAGAUUACCUAACAUUUUAGUACUUUCCCUAGCCAUCUACAGUUUAGAUGAUCAUACAUGAAUAAGUGGACACAUGAGACACAAAUUGGACAUGAGGGAUGUAGAAGAAAUAAUUGAAACACCUGACAAUAUCAUGGAAUCCAGUAGAAUAUAUACUACCUUUUUAUGAAGGCUGUAGUGUUCAGUUUUUGUCAAGGCUGUAGUGUUGUUUUUCAAGUACUGUUUGAACUCUAUGGCAAUUUUAAGGCCAUAGUUUUUGGCUUUGUUUUUAUUGGACUACAUGAUGUAUCUGGUGUAUCAAGUUCUUUAGUCUUCACUCCCUGUUUUGCGGCCUGUAGAUGAGCUGAGACAUGGAUCUGUGUCCCCUAUCAUUGCAUUAGAAUUAUAGUCCAUGUAAUUUUUGGUACAUUUUCAUAGGAAACAUCACAGUGCUUUCUGUCUAUGCAAAAGACAUGUAGUGACCUGAUUGUCUGUUCUGUUUCAGAUAUUCACACCCACCACCACUGGCAAAUGUAAGUCUGCCAGUGGUUGUAGGUUGUUGUUGUCUGUGGCUAACAUGCCAAUCAUAUCGAUAAAUAAUUCAUACAAGACAGUGCCUUACAAAAAUUCAUGCUCAGUCAUGUGCGCACACACAUUUAAAGUCAUGCAUUGAAGAUGAUGCACUUAUAGAACUUUUGAAAAGCAGUGUUUUUGACCUUAGGGCCUCAAUUUCAGUAUUUCAGUGAACCAAAGAAUGCUUCAUCUGAUGGGUCGGCACUAAAAACAGUCUUGUUAUUUCAUGAGUUACAACACUAGGCAGUGCAUUAAAACCCAUUGGCAGACGUAUGCAUCAUCCACUAGAGAAGAAUUACAGUUAUGACAUCUGGCUUAAGUCUACACUACAUUCAAUAGUGAACUAUGCUCAGCGUAGUGACAGUAUUUAUUGUCCUAUUUAUAUCUUCUUCUUUUUUUCAACUUCUUUUUUUACAACAUAUCUUGGGAGCUGAAAUCCACUUUUAAUUUACUGGCCAACUUAUCUCCUCACUUUAGGGUAGGUUAAAGAAAUGUAUUUUCUACAAUUACAAUUUGUGCUGUUUAUGUCUGGCUUGAGAAGACAAGAAAGUGUUUUUCUGUUUGUAGUAACUGGUGCAAACACUGUUGCUCACUUCUCCUUUAUGUAUUAUUUUCUGUCUUGUGGCUAAAACUUGUGAAAAAGGAAUUAGACACCAAACUUCAAGACUGCACUUGUUGAACAAAUUUGCUUGUUCCUUUAUGCAAUUGGUGCUGUUAACUGUGGUGGCACAUUGCAUUUCAUUUUGUAGACUUAUAAAAUGCAUUGUAUGUUACCAUAGAUAGCAUCUUUUAAUUUAAUCUGAUACAUAUUUCCAAAUUGGUCAAGAGGUUUCCCUGGGUUUAAUGUAAGUCAUUUGGUUUGUAUUAGUCUAUUUGCUCUUUUUCAAACAAUUUCAGGAAAAUGCAUUUUUAAUUAUGGUGUACACAUUAAUAACCUGAGCACUGCAUUCUUGGUAAUCUUCCAAAUAUUUUGUAUUAUUGUUACUGCACUGCAAAAGAGUCUUUUAUAUUUAAUAAAUGUAUUUGAACCACCUA
Molecule: messenger RNA, 3902 nt
Organism: Scomber scombrus (Atlantic mackerel)
Lineage: Eukaryota; Metazoa; Chordata; Actinopteri; Scombriformes; Scombridae
Exons: 16
Coding region: 114-1691 (525 amino acids)
Molecular function (GO): metal ion binding; protein binding; RNA binding
Source: RefSeq, a predicted model, not a curated record